GUCGCGUUUAUUGUCAUCUUUGCAGUAAAGCUGCGGUGCAUCAGGAACAGCUGACUAUGAACUGGGCGCUGGGAGGCUCAUGACAAGUAGGUUGAAGUAGGAGGAUGAGGUUGAUAGAUGCCCCAAGCAAGGACAUGGCGGACGAAAUGAAGAAAUACCUGCAACAAGUACUUUCCAAAGUAGAUGGUCUUCUGUGUAUACUGAUUACAGAUAGGGAUGGUGUACCUGUUUUGAAAGUUUCAGCAGACUCUGCCCCAGAACUUGCAAUGCGACCAAGUUUCUUAUCCACUUUUAGUAUGGCUACUGAGCAAGGAGGAAAACUUGGACUUGGGAAAAAUAAAUCCCUAAUCUGCAUGUACUCCUCAUACCAGGUUGUGCAGAUAAAUAAGUUGCCACUGGUAAUCAGUUUCAUUGCUACAAGCUUAUGCAACACAGGGCAUUUGCUUUCCUUGGAACACUCAAUUGAACCACUAUUGGGAGACCUGAAAUGCGCAGUAGCAGACUGAGUACCAUUCUGGGACUGACUGUGUGAUAAAUGUAUGCAUGUUGCAUGUAUUGUGUACAGCACUUUAUGAUACUGAAAUGUUAUGUUCCUUGUCCUGAAAUUUAUUUACACUGUUUAAAACCAAACUAUGUUUUUAAAAUAAAUAUUUCUCAAUUUUCAUAGUAAA
Molecule: messenger RNA, 671 nt
Organism: Schistocerca piceifrons (Central American locust)
Lineage: Eukaryota; Metazoa; Arthropoda; Insecta; Orthoptera; Acrididae
Gene: Lamtor3
Product: ragulator complex protein LAMTOR3
Exons: 5
Coding region: 105-506 (133 amino acids)
Biological process (GO): cellular response to amino acid stimulus; positive regulation of TOR signaling
Cellular component (GO): Ragulator complex
Source: RefSeq, a predicted model, not a curated record